Messenger RNA from Myxocyprinus asiaticus (Chinese sucker), 3438 nucleotides. Its product is annotated as solute carrier family 2, facilitated glucose transporter member 11-like. The transcript has a single exon. Gene Ontology annotation, biological process: monosaccharide transmembrane transport. Bases 170 to 1702 code for a protein of 510 amino acids. Gene Ontology annotation, molecular function: hexose transmembrane transporter activity. The record is from RefSeq and is a predicted model, not a curated record. Gene Ontology annotation, cellular component: membrane. Lineage: Eukaryota; Metazoa; Chordata; Actinopteri; Cypriniformes; Catostomidae.
CAUGCUUUGCCGCAAUAGAGGAGAUCACGGUGUAGGUUAGCAUGUGUGUGUAUUCCUAUUAGGCAUUUUCAUUAAUAAAAUAUUAUAUUUAGAUAAUGGUACAUAUUUAAACGUUACAUGCUACUUGUGUUUCCCUUUGAUCCUAUACAUUUCUGUUUUGUUUUAUAAAAUGAGUAAAGCUAAUAAGAAACGAGAAGGUUGCACAUUGACUCUUGCACUAACUGUGUGCUCUGCAGCCAUUGGUGGCACUUUUCAGUAUGGAUACAAUAUUUCAAUCAUCAAUGCACCCACAUCUCACGUGCAGAAGUUCAUUAAUGAGACAUGUAUGAAGAGAUGGGGUACAGCUCUUGAGUCCAGUCAGGUGACACUGAUAUGGACCAUUAUAGUCUCUACUUUCUCACUUGGAGGACUAUUGGGAUCCCUGCUUGCUGGCCCAAUGGCCAUUCAGUUUGGGCGGAAGGGAUCUCUGCUACUGAACAACUGCUUUCUUUUUUUUAGCACUAUUCUGGCUUUGAGCAGUCGCUCAGCUGGAUCCUUUGAAAUGCUCAUCCUUGCUCGUCUACUUGUGGGAGUCAAUGCUGGAGUUAGUAUGAACAUCCAGCCUAUGUACUUUGGAGAGAGCGCACCGAAGAACCUAAGAGGUGCUGUGGCCUUUUCCUCCGCUGUUUUUACCGCUCUAGGAAUCUUGUUGGGCCAGAUCACUGGUCUGACAGAAGUCCUGGGGAGCGAGUCUCUCUGGCCAUAUCUGCUGGCAAGCAAUGCUCUCCCUGGUGUAGUGCAGAUGCUCACCUUGCCCUGGUUUCCAGAGAGCCCACGAUACCUGCUCAUUGACAAAGGAGACAGAGAGGCAUGUGGCAGAGCCUUGAAACGGCUUCGAGCAUGCAGCGUUUUUAAUGCAGAGAUGGAAGAGAUUCUUCAGGAGCGGGUAGGAACCGGUGACGCUCGUGCCAAAACUCUGUGGGAACUCUUCACUGACCAAAGUCUUCGUAGGCAGCUCUGCACUGUUAUGGCAGCCAGUAGUGCUAUGAUGCUGAGUGGUAAUGAUUCCAUCUACUUCUACGCCUCUUAUAUCUUUCAGGAAGCUGGAAUUCCUGUGGAGAAGAUACAGUAUGUCACAAUUGGCACAGGAGCCUGUGAGUUCACCUCUGCCUUAGUGUGUAAUCUACUGAUAGAGCGUGUUGGCCGCAGGUUGCUUCUUGCAGGCGGGUAUAUGCUCAUGGCUUGCUGGGCGCUGGUGUUCACUGUGGCUCUCUCAUUGCAGGGCAAAGUGGAGGGCAUGCCCUAUCUGAGUAUGGUGUGUGUGUUCGCCUACAUCUUGAGUUUUGGCAUGGGUCCCGCAGGUGUCACAGGGAUUCUUCCUGCUGAACUGUUUGACCAAAUGGCAAGGCCUGCAGCUUACAUGAUUGCUGGCUCCAUGAUGUGGAUUAAUCUGUUCCUUAUAGGAAUGGCAUUCCCAUUCAUAGUUAACAGCCUGGGACAGUUCUGCUUCAUCCCUUUCGGUGCCAUUUGUGUGACUGCAUGUCUUUUCAUUGGUUUUACUUUACCUGAAACUAAAGGGAGGACUCUAGCAGAGAUCACUGAGGAGUUUGACAAGCUAAAUAGGAAAGGCACGACUAAUGGACUGUUUAAUGACGGACAGCAUGAGCAGACACAAAGCCUGACUGAUCAAACACUAGAAUACCUGGAGAUCGAAAAGAUUUGAUUAGAGGGUUGCUAAAUAAAACACUGAACUUGAACUACAAGUUUGAAUCAAAGUCAUCAGUGUGGCACAGCUUUGUUGUACAUGUCAUCCAGUUGUGCCAUAAGUUCAAAGUUUAAUUUGUCACAGACUCAAUGGUACACUUCCGCGCAAAGGCAGUGAAAGGUCUUCAAAUUCUUCAAUACCUAAUUUUUACGUUUGAAAUACUGUAAUUUUAGUGCUUGAAAACAAAAUCUGUGUUAAGGGGAUGUAUACACAUAAGUGUUGAGGGUCUACUCAGUGAUAAAUAUUGCACUUUAAUCAAACAAUCUUUACUGAGCCAAAAAGGUAAUACACUGUUAUAUUUUAUAGGCUUAAAUGGCCUUAUAUUUUAUAACUUUUUAAGCUGAAUUUCAUAAUUUAACCUUUAUUUUUUAUUCUAAGGAAAUUUUUGUGACUGUUUCCCUCCCUACUCUUUUUCCCAUUUGACUGCUGAAAUGCUACUAGAUAAUAUAUGAUAUGUAAUGUAAAAAAAAAAUAAAAAAAAAGACUGAUGCAUUUUGGAAAAAUAUGUGAAACUGCCAUCUGGAUCAUUAUCAGGGAUGCAUGUUCUAUUUAAAUACAUUGAAUCUUAAUGCCUGCAAAAGAUCGAAAAGAUUUCAAAAAGAAAGAAAUGCAAUUUGCACUAAUGUAUUUUACCUCAGUAGUCAUAUAUAUUAUGAUGUUAUUCAUUAUUUAUUCAUAUAAAACUGUUUUUAGUAACCUAUUUCAAAAUCAACAUCCAAACAGCAAUGCAUCAUAUUAAACUAGUGUCUUUUAAGCAUUUGUCAGAGAUCAAAACAAUUAUUGCCUGAAUGAGAGCAUGUAACUUAUUUACAUUUUGCACCUGCAGAUGGCACUAUAUUACCAUAAUUAUAGUCUGUUCUCUGUCUAUCUAAUUGUUCAUCAAAACAAGGUUACCCACAGCAUGCUACUGCAUUCAGGUGACAUACAGCCACAGUUGUGAUAGGAAGGCAAUCAGCAUAAACACUGGCCAAGUGAGCUUGUGUUGUGACUUUCCUUCAAUUAGAGUUUCAUAGAGUGGCUGUAUGCAGUAUGAUCUCCAAAGUUAUAACCUAAUUUCAAAUCCAAUGUACUCUCUGUGUCCAAAACAUUGACUGAAUAAUGAACCAAAUAUUAUUAAAAUGUAUGAUGAUAGGGGCCUGGGUAGCUCAGCGAGUAUUGACGCUGACUACCACCCCUGGAGUCACGAGUUUGAAUCCAGGGUGUGCUGAGUGACUCCAGCCAGGUCUCCUAAGCAACCAAAUUGGCCCAGUUGCUAGGGAGGGUAGAGUCACAUGGGGUAACCUCCCAUGGUCACGAUGAGUGGUUCUUACUCUCAAUGGGGCGCAUGGUGAAUUGUGCAUGGAUCGCAGAGAGUAGCAUGAGCCUCCCAUGCUGUGAGUCUCCACAGUGUCAUGCACAACAAGCCACGUGAUAAAAUGCACAGAUUGACUGCCUCAGAAGCGGAGGCAACUGAGACAUGUCCUCCACCACCUGGCUUGAGGUGAGUAACCGCGCCACCACAAGGACCUACAAAAUAGUGGGAAUUGGGCAUUCCAAAUUGGGAGAAAAAGGGAUAAAAAAAAAUAAAUGAAAAAUAAAUAAAUAAAAAUUUGUAUGAUGAUGAACUGUUUUUCCUUAAAUGUCUAAUUCAAUCUGUAAAACUUACUGGUGGUGCUGUUUCUGUGAAUGAAUAUUCUAAUGUUAUAGCUAUUAAA